CCAAAUUGAUAACACAAUUUGUAGAAAUUUUUUGUAAAGAAAAUUCGAAAGAUCUCAAAAUUCAUGAAAACAUUAUCAUAAAAAGUCCACAAAGAAAAUUCAAGUCAUUGUUUUUCGUUAGCAAUAAAAUAAUAUAAAAGACAUUGUAAUAAAUAAUGAUGAAUUUAAAAAAUAAAAAAAAAUAGUUUUGGAGCAGAUCAAUUUGAUGAUGACCACUUUGAAGAAAUAAAGAUGUCUUUCUUCAACUGGUGGACCUUUACACUCAGCGUUGCAUGGCUGCUAGCGACAACAGUGGUUGUUUAUGCUGAGGACUUGUCUUAUCCUCACUAUUUUUAGGGCUGUAAAUAUCAUUGCUUUCUAUGUGGGUAAGCCUUUUUACAGGUACAGGAGACUACAAGGAAACCCUUUUAUGCCAAUUCUACAAGUCCUAAUUGCAGCCAUAAGAAAAAGGAAUUUGCUUUGUCCUUCAAAUCCUGCUUCAAUGUCAGAGAAUUUCCAAGGAAGGCUUCUAAGCCAUACUAGCAGGCUGAGGUUUCUUGACAAUGCUGCAAUAGUUGAAGAAAAUAAUAUUGAGCAGAAAGAUAGUCAAUGGCGAUCAGCAACAGUGACAAGAUUGGAAGAGACAAAGCUUAUUCUAAACGUUAUUCCCAUAUGGCUAACUUCAUUAGUAGUUGGUGUAUGCACAGCAAACCACACUAUCAAACAAGCAGCUGCUAUGAACUUAAAGAUAAACAAUAGCUUCAAAAUCCCACCAGCUUCCAUGGAGUCUGUUUCAGCUUUUGGCACCAUAAUAUGUCCCAAUAUAUGAUAGAAUUAUAGUUCCAAUUAUGAGGAAAGUCAUAGGUAAUGAAAGAGGCAUCAGCAUAUUUAGGAGGAAUGGCAUUGGCUUAACAUUCUCAGUCAUACUCAUGAUUGUUGCUGCCUUAGUAGAAA
This is a messenger RNA of Glycine soja, 933 nucleotides long. RefSeq names its product protein NRT1/ PTR FAMILY 5.6-like. Gene Ontology annotation, molecular function: transmembrane transporter activity. The record is from RefSeq and is a predicted model, not a curated record. Gene Ontology annotation, cellular component: membrane. Gene Ontology annotation, biological process: transmembrane transport. The transcript is spliced from 2 exons. Bases 302 to 808 code for a protein of 168 amino acids. NCBI's taxonomy places the organism in Eukaryota, Viridiplantae, Streptophyta, Magnoliopsida, Fabales, Fabaceae.